AUGUCGCACUCUUGUUUGAGUUCCAAAUGGUUAUUGCAAACUUUCUAUCAUGGGAUACUUCUAAUGUGUAUAAGCUCAAAUUCGAAAUCUUCCACAGUUCUAGCUUUUGCAAAUGAGACUGAUCGCCUAGCUUUAGUUGACUUCAAGAAUCGGAUUACUCAAGACCCACUUCAAAUCAUGAGCUCAUGGAAUGACACUAUACAUUUCUGCAACUGGUUAGGUGUUACAUGUAGCCCCUCCUGUAAAAGAGUCACUGUUUUGGACCUGAAAGCUAAGAAAUUGGUUGGCUUCAUAACACCUUCAAUAAGAAAUCUUACCUACCUUACUGGAAUCAACCUACAAAACAACAGCUUCUAUGGUGAAAUUCCUCAAGAAGUGGGAUGUCUACUGCGCCUACAAUAUCUCAAUUUGACUUGGAAUUCCUUUGGUGGAAAAAUUCCAACAAAUCUAAGUUAUUGUACACAACUUGAAGCUCUUGAUGUUGCUGAAAACGAAUUCAUUGGCCGAAUUCCAGACCACCUCAGUUCAUUGUCAAAGUUGGUGUUUCUAAGUCUCGGUCAAUAUAACCUAGUAGGAACUAUCCCAGCUUGGAUAGGUAACUUUUCUUCUUUGAAUGUUCUUAGUCUUGGUCCAAACAAUUUUCAAGGAAACACACCUAGUGAACUUGGCCGUCUAUCAGGCUUGGGCUUUUUUCAGGUUUCUGAGAAUAAUAUAGCUGAUGUUGGUCUUACUCUUCCCAACCUUAAAAACUUUUGGGGUGGUUCUAACCUUUUCACGGGACCUAUUCCCUUGUCUUUCUCAAAUUCUUCUCAUCUUCGGUCACUUGACUUGGGUCAAAAUGGUUUGACUGGCACAGUGCCUCAAAAUCUAGCAAGCUUGCAAAGCUUGGAAGUACUUAGUUUUGAUGGCAAUAGCCUUGGAAAGGGGAUAGAUGGUGACUUAAAUUUUCUUAGUUACUUGGCCAAUUGUACUUUUUUGAAGGGCUUGGGUCUUCACGAUAAUUAUUUUGGUGGAGUAUUGCCCAACUCUAUAGCCAACCUUUCCACCCAGCUACGAAAACUUACAUUGGGCACAAAUAUGAUCCAUGGUGGCAUCCCUAUUGGGAUCGGGAACCUUGUUAACUUACAACAACUAGGACUGGAAUAUAACUAUUUGGGAGGAACUCUCCCUGAUGUUACUGGAAAUCUUCAGAAGUUAAAUAUAGACUGCUACCUUUGCAUCCAUAGUGGUAAUAGCUCUGGAUCUAUCAAUGACACUUGUGGACCAAAGAGGCACAUGGUUGAUUUUGUGGCAAGAGACAAUGGUUCGGAUGAAAGUUUACAGGUGUAA
Molecule: messenger RNA, 1329 nt
Organism: Quercus robur (English oak)
Lineage: Eukaryota; Viridiplantae; Streptophyta; Magnoliopsida; Fagales; Fagaceae
Product: putative receptor-like protein kinase At3g47110
Exons: 4
Coding region: 1-1329 (442 amino acids)
Molecular function (GO): protein binding
Source: RefSeq, a predicted model, not a curated record